Girardinichthys multiradiatus is the source of this 4976-nucleotide messenger RNA. RefSeq names its product serine/threonine kinase 32A (gene stk32a). The transcript is spliced from 13 exons. NCBI's taxonomy places the organism in Eukaryota, Metazoa, Chordata, Actinopteri, Cyprinodontiformes, Goodeidae. The coding region runs from base 908 to 2122 and encodes 404 amino acids. Gene Ontology annotation, molecular function: G protein-coupled receptor binding; G protein-coupled receptor kinase activity; ATP binding. The record is from RefSeq and is a predicted model, not a curated record. Gene Ontology annotation, biological process: regulation of signal transduction; protein phosphorylation; G protein-coupled receptor signaling pathway.
UCAUGACAUGUUACAUCAUCAGCAGGUGAAAUUUCCAUAAUAUGUCUUAAGAAGCACAUUGUAGGAGGGGUGUGUGUCUGUGUGUGUGGGGGGUCCUCUCAUGUUGAGAUGUGUUUGGAGCACCCACAACAGGGGAACCUCAGCCCCGCUGCCACAGCGGGAUCCAGCAGGGAGCUUAAUGAAACGUGCCUCCCUGUGGACGCACGGCUGUGGUGGUGGCCAGCCCAUUCACUCAGACUGCGAUGUGGAGGUCAGUCGCGCAUCAGUACAACGUGCAGCGCACUCCUCUUUCUGAAAAAUCCCACUUCUUGCAGCCUUUGUCCAUCAGAGACGCUGCUCGGAAUUUCGCAUAGCUCUCCGGCGCCGCAUCCCGCGAGUCACGUCCCGCUGCGUGGACCCAUUUUUUGGGUGGCAGGUGUCCCGGUGCAUCGACGUCCGGAUUGCAACUACUGCUCUCAGCUGGACUGUUGCUUCACGGUCACUUUGCUUCUAUGCAGCAAACUCGGGUAGAAACGGUGCCAUGCUGAACUGUCAGUAGAGGUUAUACUCUCAGUCAACAGAGGGUCAUAGCCGCAAGCACAUUACCUCCCUCCUCCUCCUCUCAGCCGGAAAGAGUCGUCCGUCUCCCUGCAGUGGUCUAAAGCGUCAUUGAAGACAGACAGCCAGCGUAGGGGGUUCUCCCUGUCAGAGUGUGCGUGCUGGUGCCUUUAGAGUUCAACGCCCCCAGCCCUUCAAUUUGUGUGUGUGUGGUGAUGUGUGGCCUAAGAGGAGCACUUUAAGUCAGCAAAACGGGAUCCAGCCCAUGAGUCUCCCUGUGAGCUGAGUCGUUGACCAGGCUAUGAAGGAGAGCUGCUCUAAACUAGGCUGAGUAUAGCAAGAGGACGAUCUGUAGGAAGAGCAGGCAGCCAUGGGGCUCGGACAAUCCAGCAAGAACCCGGUCACUGAUGACAGGGAUGAGGUCAAUUUUGACCAUUUCCAAAUUCUGAGGGCUAUCGGAAAAGGGAGUUUCGGAAAGGUCUGCAUAGUGCAGAAGAAGGACACCAAGAAGAUGUACGCCAUGAAGUACAUGAACAAGCUCAAAUGUGUGGAACGGAACGAAGUGAGGAACGUCCUAAAGGAGUUGCAGAUCAUGCAGAACCUCGAGCAUCCUUUCCUGGUUAAUUUCUGGUAUUCGUUUCAAGAUGAAGAGGACAUGUUUAUGGUAGUGGACCUGCUCCUAGGGGGAGACUUGCGAUACCACCUCCAGCAGAAUGUGCACUUUUCUGAAAGCACGGUGAAGCUGUACAUCUGUGAAUUGGCCCUGGCUUUGGGAUACCUCCGCAGUAAGCACAUCAUACACAGAGACAUCAAACCUGACAAUAUACUGCUGGAUGAACACGGGCACGUCCAUCUUACAGACUUCAACAUUGCAGCCAUUGUAAAAGAAGACCUGAAGGCAACAUCAAUCGCUGGAACCAAACCAUACAUGGCUCCUGAGCUAUUUCAGAGCUUCGAAGGGUCCCAUCCUGGCUACUCCUUCUCUGUCGACUGGUGGUCCCUAGGGAUUACAGCCUAUGAACUACUGAGAGGACAGAGACCGUUUGUGAUGAGAUCCAACACACCAUCUAAUGAAAUUCUUCAAAUGUUCCACAAAGUCCAUCCCACCUACCCUGCGGCUUGGUCCUUGGAAAUGAAGUCUCUUCUCAGAAAGUUGCUGUGCAUCGAUGUCCAGAAGCGCAUAUCCUGUCUUGCAGAGCUCCAAGAUCUGGACUACAUGUCGGAUGUCAACUGGGAUGCAGUGCUCAGCAAACAGCUUCCUCCAGGCUUUAUUCCCAAUAGGCGGAGACUAAACUGUGACCCCACCUUUGAACUGGAGGAAAUGAUCCUGGAGUCCAAGCCACUUCAUAAGAAGAAGAAAAGACUAGCUAGAAAGACCAGGGAACAAGGAUCUGAUGGAUCCCCACAGAAUGGGCAGCUCCAGCAGCGUUUGGACAAUGUCCAGAGGGACUUCAUUGUCUUCAACAGAGAAAAGUCAAGAAAGGCUGUGGUGGACUCUUCUGAAUUAUCCACAAGCGAGAAGAACAAGGCAAUAGAGGAUGGCCAGAACAACAACUUUGAACCAGCUGCCUAUUUAUCAGGAUAGGCUUCUUGCUCUCAGAUACCCACCUCAUCAUUUGCACUUGCCUACAGCUUGCAGCUGAGCAACUUACAAGCAAAGCAUGUCGUUCUGUCAGCACAUGCACUCUCACUUGGUCUUCUAUGUUCCUGCGCUCGUAUUAGUCAGUAAAAUUUCAAGAGCAGCACUGUGCACACUUAUUUCUCACCAUUCAAUCCAAAAAGGCGCAAGACAUCGCAAGCCAGUGAAGUAAUAUGGACUUCCUGGGAGGCAGCCAUGUCACCGACUGACUGAUGGACCUGCUUUGCUCUCACCAAACGGCUCAACUCCCAGCCGAGUCACUCAUAUAAUGCUUUCCUACAACACUGUGGUGCUCUUAUGUCUGUUCAGCCUGUAGCAAGAAGCCAGAUAAGCCAUUUCCAAAAAAAUAAGACAACAGAGCACCUCCACCUGAAUGUACUGGCAUCAGUUUUGAGAUGAAAAACUUUCUAGGUAAUUAUGGUCAUUUAAAUAUAAUGUUGCAGUGGGUUGUACCACAUAAUAGAGUCAUACUUUUACAGAAUUUAUAGGUUAUUUUUAUAAAAGUUAGAAGUUUCUUUCUGAAAUUUUCCCCAAACUUACCAGGUACCUUCCAGAACUGUAUUUUGUUCUGGAGCUUUCUUAGAAAUAAUCAGGUUCCCUUCCUGAUAAUUUAGCAGAACUUUCCUGGUACUUCCUCAGACCCUACCAGGCACUUUCUGGAACUUACUAGAUUAUUUCCUGAAACUCAAGGUAAAUAUUUGAAACCUACCUGGUAUUCUGGAUAUCUCCUGAUAAGUUCCACAACCUAACCUCUACGUUUCAUGAAAGUUACCUCUAAGUUCUGAGAAAGUACCUGGUAUGUUCAGGAGAGUAACUUGUAAUUUCUGUGAAGUCCCUGAUAGGUUCUGGAAAAAAACUGGUAACCUCUAACUUCAAAGAGCAACAUCUAAGUUCUGAUAAACCUGAUAAGUUCUGGAAAGAAUCUGGUAAGUUCCAGAAUGUGACCUUUAAAUUUCAGGAUAGUACCCUCUAAGUAGCCUCUAAGUUCUAGGAAAACACUUGGUCCGUUCCAAGUGAGCUGUGAAUUCCACAGAGUAACCUGUAAGUUCUGUGAAAGCAGUAGUGGCGCCAAAUUUAAAGUGGUUCUCCAGUCCCCUUAUGUAUAAAAAUCCAAGGAGAUGAGCUUAAAGCAAAUAAUGAUAAACCAUUGAGUAGGAACAUUUUUCCUCUAUGAUCCAUAUGACACUGGAUACAAGCAUGCCAGAAGUAGCAUAAUUAAACUGCUAAUCCUAAUAGACAAAAAUAACCCUUUUUUAGCGACAACUGGUCCGAAUUAAACUAGAGGCUUGAACAUGAAUGGCUUGCUUUUUCAGGCAAUAUAUAAAUAUAGUGAUCCUGAUGCUUAGCUUGCCUAAUUAAGCCAUCAGUGAUGAUAGGGUUUUAGUAUUUAGUAUCAUGCAGCAUUUCAGACCAUAAAAAAAAUAGCAAAAGCUGAAAGUUUUUUGAUCUUGAUUUGAUCUCACAGUUUAGGUAUUCAGUUCUAGAAAAAAACAAAUGAAAUGAACUUGAAAGUCUGUUCUGAAAUUUGGUCACGAAAUUUAACUGUUACAUCAAGAAUACAAAACCUGAUUAAAUCUUUUUGGAAACCAGGAAACUAAAUGUUUCUAUGUUGAAUAAAUCUUGGCCUUGGUCUCCAAAUGACCUAUUAGUGAUACAAAGAGAAAACUACGGUUCUGCUCUGCACUAAAUGUCACUUUGCACAUACUUUUUCAUUAAUGAUAGCAUUUAUGCACAAGUAAUAAGAAAAUAAUGCUGUGAAUGAAUAAAUCUUCCCUUAGGGAUAGACAUUAAUUUAGAGAUUCAUUUUAUCAGUUAGUGUCUACAUUUUCGGCCGGAUGUGUGUUAAUAUAUUUUCUUUUUUGUGUUGAUUUCAACCUGUUAUGUACUAUAUACAAUGAUUAUUUUCAAUCUGUCUCUGCACACCAUUUGUAUAAUAUUCAACAACAGUCUUGGAUUCCACUACUGGCACGUGUGAGGCAACAUAAAAAUCUCUAGUUGUUAUUAGAAUAAACAUUUCUCAUCACACCUUACCCAAAAUCUAUUUCCCAGCUGACACUUGCAGAGGGAUGCCUUACAGAUAUCACACAAAGCUAAUUUCUGUAUGUUAAAGUAAUGAAAUCUUCUCUUAAGUUUUAAAUAGAAAUAUAAAUCCUAAUGAUGCCUCAUUGCUCCACUGACCCCUGCUGUUAUCUAGCUGCAACUUGAGUCAAUCCUUUCAAGUCUAUUUAUUGUAAUUACUUUUAAAAUAUAUUUAGUUCUUUAAAUUUAUUAGUAAUGGCACUUUUAUAUUUAAGAUUGGUGAAAUAAGUUGACUUACCUUUGUGUUCUUGCAGUUCUUGUUAGGGAUGUAAUUUUACAAAUCCAAAGAUGGUACCUUGUGUAGGUUGUAGGACAUACUUGGGAUAGUUAAGUGAGUGGUCGGAGCUUGUUUUACCUGAUGUAAAUAAUAUUUGGGAAUAAUUAUUCUAACUUGUUAAUCUAAAGUAGUGCAUGACUACCAAACAAGUUGAGAAUAUUGAGUAAAAUCAAUGAUAUUCAACAAAUAUGAUUUCAGACAUUGACACAUUUGAAUAAUCAUUUACAAUUAGUUUUUAAGCCAAGUAAUUACAUUUAAAAAGGAAAAAUCUUCACCCUAAACAUAAUUCUAAUCUUUUAUUCUGAUGACAGAAUUGUACCACAACUGUGAAUUUCACCCAUGUUUUGUCCUUUAGUUGUCACUCUGUAUUUACUGUGAGCAAUUGUGAUGAAGUUUAAACUUUUAAUGUGUGCCUUAAAUAAUAUAUUUCAUUUUUGGAAACAA